GGCGAAGCACGAGCGGCAGGGUACCUCCCCACCCCGUCGGCCCGCACGUGCGCGCGUGGUUGGUGGCCGCUUUCUUGGGAGGGCAGGGAUGAAGAUUGGCAGAGCGCUUGAACUGUGGAUCCCGUGGGCCCAUCACUGUCGUCUCAUAGGCGAAAGCGUCUCUGGGAUGCCUCCGUGCUGUGGCGCGUGGGCCGGCCAGCAGGCAGGCGAGAGGAACGGCUCGGGAGCGAGGCGAGACCGCGGCCAGGUGAUCCUGAGAGUCACCAUCAAGCCAGACAGGCCUGUGGUGAGCUACCUGACGCCUCUGACAGGCAUGCGGGCCGAGGACAUGGAGAACGGCGUGUCCCUGGCCGAGGCCACCGAGCUCCUGAGAAGGCACUUGCCCCCGGACGCCGUCCUCGUUGGCCAGAAGCCGGACGGCGACAUCGAGUGGAUGAGACUCCGAAAAGGCAUCGACUUCGCCGAUGUGGUCGACCUCGCCGAAGUGCUGAAAGGCUUCAACCAGAAGUACGGCCAGUUCAACUACCACUCCCUGCAGCACCAGGCUGCGAUUUUAUUAGACAAGCACUCGUCCGGUGCACACGAUCCAGCUUGGGACGCGCAAGUGUCCAUGGAGCUAUACCACAAGGCGGUGGAGGCCACGGCCGAGGAGUUGGAGAAUAUGCGGCAGUCCCUGCUGCAGAAGCGGCCGGCACCCAGCGUGGCGAAGCAGUAUAACUAUGUGAUGGACGACGUGUGCUUGGCAAAGUUUAUGCCCAAAAAUUGCAUAUGUGGCAGGCCGUGCGGAUGAGCCCCGGGGAGCCACUGGCUCCUGCGCAGCUGGCUCGGGUGCUUGUCUGCCAGCCGCUUCGAGGUGUCCUGAGCGUGCAAUUCGUGUACAACUGAAUCUCCUCAUCGCCUGCGUGCCUGGGUGCGCGCGCUAACAGAAAUAUUAUUUUGGCACUGCUUUGCGUCGGCGCGUGCACGUUGCCUCCGACGGCGCUACCUGGGCUUUAGAGAUGCGCGGACAAGCGUCCGCAGCGGAGGUCAGCCGGUCUGCGCGUUUUUUGUCGGAGCGACCCGCGUCCUUCUUUGUCCUUGCACGCCCAUGCAGGAAGCUUCACUCCAACGGUGGCCGCGCUGGGGUAGUUAUGGCAUCUUUCAGACACCGUGCACACGUCUGUCUUGCGGCAUGCGUGCAGCCUGGGGCUCGCGCGCGCACAUCUCCCCUGUAACAAUACGGCGAUCCGCUCGGCGCUGCGGGCUGGAGUGCCAAAUCUAGAGCUCCGCUUGGAAGACGAGUCGGCAGGCGGAGCGAGCUUGUGGCCAUGGGCGGCACGAGAA
Prorocentrum cordatum is the source of this 1323-nucleotide messenger RNA. The record is from the annotation of a GenBank genome assembly. Lineage: Eukaryota; Dinophyceae; Prorocentrales; Prorocentraceae.